Aplysia californica (California sea hare) is the source of this 666-nucleotide messenger RNA. RefSeq names its product fatty acid-binding protein, liver. The record is from RefSeq and is a predicted model, not a curated record. Gene Ontology annotation, molecular function: fatty acid binding. Bases 117 to 539 code for a protein of 140 amino acids. The transcript has 5 exons. NCBI's taxonomy places the organism in Eukaryota, Metazoa, Mollusca, Gastropoda, Aplysiida, Aplysiidae. Gene Ontology annotation, cellular component: cytosol; nucleus. Gene Ontology annotation, biological process: fatty acid transport.
CUCCCAGUGAACACAGCGAACCGCUUUGACACCUCUCUCGACCCUUGGACUGUGUCGUCAUAGCUCUCCACUGAGAAAGCCAAGAAACCCCUAGACGUAACAGUUACAAAACAACCAUGGUGGAACAACUGUUUGCCAAGUGGAAACUGGAGAAGAAUGAGAACUUCGACGAGUAUAUGCAGGCAAACAAGGUGAACAUCGCUCUCCGUAAGGUCGGGAACACCAUUACGAACCAUGAGGAGAUCUCCCGCGACGGGGACGAGUGGACCCUCAACAUCACCUCAACCUUCAAAAACUCCAAACUUGUGUUUAAGUUGGGCGAACCUUUCGAGAUGCAGACUUUGGAUGGACGAACCAUGAAGACCACAUUCACAGUUGAAGGUAACAAGCUAAUAGGUCUUGAGGAGCCAAUCAACGAGGGAGAUACACCAAACAAGUAUGAGCGAGAGGUCACAGAUGACGGCAAAAUGGUUCUGACCUGUACUGCGAUAGAGCAGAACAUUGUUGCGAAGAGAUAUUUCACCAAGGAGUCAAGUUAGAGGUGUAGCAACAAAAUAAUUAUCUACCGUCAUGUGAACAUGGAUUUCAGACAGUCUACAACCACGUACGCGUUCGGAAAGCUAUCGUCUUUAAACAAAUUGUUGAAUAAAGGCUAGAGAAAAUCCA